AUGACCUCGAUUGAUAUUUAUCAAUUAGAACCUGAACUUCAACAAGUGGCAGUAGACGAUUAUACAUUUAAAAAUUGGUCAAAUACGUUCACAUGUAAACCUGAAUUAUUCUUUCGUCCUAGGACAGAAAAUCAAGUUCAAAAAAUAAUUUUAUUGGCAAAUAAAUUGGACAAACCACUGAAAGCAGUCGGCAGUGGGCAUUCACCUUCUGAUCUAGCAUGUUCUUCAGGAUUCAUGAUCUCUCUUGAAAACUUGAAUGCUCUCUUGAAUGUUGACAAGAAUAACAACACGGUGACAGUCGAAGCUGGUAUGUCCCUUCAUAAACUACAUGUAGUUUUAAGAGAAAAUGGUCUUGCUCUUAGUAACCUUGGCUCUAUUUCUGACCAAUCUAUCGCUGGUGUCAUGGCUACUGCAACGCAUGGAACGGGUGCUCACUUUGGCUGUCUGUCUACAUUUAUUGUCAAUUUAACAUUGGUGACAGCUGACGGAAGUAUUCUAUUUUGUUCGUCAGAUGAAAAUAGACAAGUAUUUGAAGCAGCUCGAUGUAGCUUAGGUGCUCUGGGUAUCAUCACUCGUAUGACUUUGAAAGUUGAACCUGACUUCAAGCUAGAGGCUAUUCAAAAGCCAUAUAAGUUUUCUAAAGUAUUGAAAAAUUGGGACGAUGUCAUUCAUUCAUCAGAGCACACCCGUAUCUGGUGGUACCCACAUACAGAUGAUUGUGUUGUGUGGAGAGCAAAUCGUACAGACAAGGAGAAAUAUAAAUCUUCGCCAAGUUAUUUUAUGGAAAGAGUAUAUGGAUUUCACAUCUAUCAGGCUAUGCUCAAUGUCACACGAUAUGGAACCUCUUUAAUUCCUUAUCUCACAAAACUCAUGUUUAAAACAUUACAUAGUAAACCUAUUCAUGUUGUGGAUGACUCCAACAAGGUCUUCAACUUUGAUUGCCUCUUUCCUCAAUAUGUCAACGAAUGGGCCAUUGACUGGAAAGAUGCGCCUGCAGCCUUGAUGAAAUUGGAUAAAUUCAUUACCGAAAACGACCUCAAGGUUCAUUUCCCAGUAGAAAUUCGCUUUGUGGAUGAAGAUGAUGUUUGGUUAAGCCCUGCUAAUGGACGUAAAACUUGUUAUAUUGGCGUGAUCAUGUAUAGACCUUAUGGUAAGCCUGUUCCUUAUAAGAAAUACUGGAAAGGAUAUGAAGACAUCAUGCGUGAAUACAAUGGUCGUCCUCAUUGGGCCAAGGCACAUGGUCAAACAAGAAAGGAUUUGGAAGCAUCUUAUCCUAAAUUCAAGGACUUUUUACGUGUUCGUCAACAGUUGGAUCCAAAGGGCAUAUUCCUCAAUGAUUAUUUAAGACGACACGUUGUAGAAGACCGUCAGACCAUUGAAGUGGCAAAAUUAUAA
Messenger RNA from Rhizopus microsporus ATCC 52813, 1395 nucleotides. Its product is annotated as L-gulonolactone/D-arabinono-1,4-lactone oxidase. The record is from RefSeq and is a predicted model, not a curated record. The coding region runs from base 1 to 1395 and encodes 464 amino acids. Gene Ontology annotation, molecular function: FAD binding; D-arabinono-1,4-lactone oxidase activity. Gene Ontology annotation, cellular component: mitochondrion; membrane. Lineage: Eukaryota; Fungi; Mucoromycota; Mucoromycetes; Mucorales; Rhizopodaceae. The transcript has 4 exons.